AUGGGAGAUGCUAGGGCUCACAGUAUACAGGCUUCAGGAAAGAAGGCUGCAAAGAAGGGCGGGGGCUUCCUGUCGGGAGCUGCUAAGCCACAGAAGGUCCAAAAGGCCGACUGGAGUGAGGGGCUUACGAAAAAGAAGGCGGCGGGUGUGCCAGACAUGACACUAUUGAGCACGAUCACCAACGAAUCUAUCAACGAUAACCUCAAAGCCCGAUUUCAGAACCAGGAGAUCUAUACAUAUAUCGCCCAUGUGUUGAUUUCCGUCAAUCCUUUCAGGGACCUCGGUAUCUAUACCACAGACGUUCUCGACUCAUAUCGAGGCAAGAACCGUCUAGAGAUUGCUCCCCACGUGUUUGCUAUUGCCGAAUCAGCCUACUAUCGAAUGACGACCGAGAAGGAGAAUCAAUGUGUCAUCAUUUCCGGUGAAUCCGGAGCAGGCAAGACGGAAGCCGCAAAGAGGAUCAUGCAGUAUAUCGCUGCCGUAUCGGGAGGAGAUAGUGGCAGUGGAAUCGAAGGGGUCAAGGAGAUGGUGUUGGCUACCAACCCUUUGCUGGAAAGUUUCGGAUGUGCGAAGACGCUGAGGAAUGACAAUUCCAGUCGACAUGGUAAAUACCUCGAGAUCAUGUUCAACGGCAUGGGACAACCUGUUGGUGCCCAGAUCACAAACUACUUGCUGGAAAAGAAUCGUGUUGUUGGUCAAAUCACCGACGAGAGGGAUUUCCACAUCUUCUACCAGUUCACCAAGGGCGCAAGCGCCGAGAUGAAGGAGGCUUUCGGUCUGCAGGGUCCCGAGUCUUACGCCUACACCAGUCGAAGUGGCUGUCUUGACGUCUCUAGCAUCAACGAUGUGUCAGACUUCCAAGAGACUUUGCGAGCGAUGCAAGUCAUCGGUCUCUCAUCCGACGAGCAAAACUCCAUCUUCCGUGUCCUUGCUACCAUCCUCUGGUUGGGCAACAUUGAGUUCGCCGAAGGAGAAGACGGCAACGCUAUCGUCACUGACCCCGGUGUGGCGGAUUUCGCUGCCUAUCUCUUGCAGGUAGACUCCCAUCAGCUGCAAAAGGCGCUUUUGAUCCGUAUCAUGGAGACACAAAGAGGUGGACGAAGGGGAAGUGUCUACGAGGUUCCUCUGAACGUGGCGCAGGCCAACUCGAGUAGGGAUGCCUUGUCCAAGGCUUUGUACAACAACCUGUUUGAGUGGAUCGUCAGCCGAGUCAACGUCUCGAUGAAGCCUCAGAGCGCUUCCGAAUAUGUCAUCGGUGUUCUUGAUAUCUAUGGCUUCGAAAUCUUCCAAGACAACAGUUUCGAGCAGCUCUGUAUCAACUAUGUCAACGAGAAGCUUCAGCAGAUCUUUAUCGAGUUGACUCUCAAGGCUGAGCAAGAGGAGUACGUCCGAGAGCAGAUUAAGUGGACCCCUAUCAAGUUCUUUGACAAUGCCGUGGUUUGCUCUUUGAUCGAGGAUAAACGACCUGCCGGUAUCUUUGCCACCUUGAACGAUGCCACAGCUACCGCCCACGCCGACCCCUCAGCUGCCGACAACUCUUUCAUCCAGCGCUCCAACAUGCUUUCAGCCAACCCCAACUUUGAGUCCCGAGGCAACAAGUUCCUCAUCAAGCACUAUGCUGGUGAUGUCUUGUACUCUGUCGCCGGUAUGACGGACAAGAACAAGGAUCAACUGUUGAAGGAUACGCUUGAUUUGAUCGAGGGCAGUCAGGACAAGUUCUUGCAUACCUUGUUCCCCGACAAGGUGGACCACACCUCCAAGAAGAGGCCGCCUACGGCUGGUGACAAGAUUAAGCUGUCUGCCAACUUGCUCGUCGACAAUUUGAUGAAGUGUCAACCUCACUAUAUCCGAACCAUCAAACCUAACCAGCACCGAUCUCCCUCUGAAUACGACGACAAGGCCAUUCUGCAUCAGAUCAAGUAUCUUGGUCUGCAAGAAAACAUCCGUGUCCGUCGAGCCGGUUUCGCCUACCGAGCCGAGUUCUCCAAAAUGAUUCAACGCUUCUACCUCUUGUCUGGCGCCACGUCCUACGCUGGUGACUACAUCUGGACUGGCGACGACCGAUCUGGUUGUGAGCAGAUCUUGAAGGACGCCAAGAUCAAGAAGGAAGAGUGGCAGAUGGGUGUCACCAAGGCAUUCAUCAAGAACCCCGAGACACUCUUCUAUCUCGAAGGCGAGCGUGAUCGAUACUGGCAUACCAUGGCCUCGCGUAUUCAGCGUGCUUGGAGAGCCUAUGUUCGCCGCAAGCUGGAGGCUGCGAUCAAGAUUCAGAGGUUCUGGAGGAAUCAGAGGGAGGCUUUGGAGUAUGAGAGAAAGAGAGAGUAUGGGCAUGAAGUGUAUGCUGGUAGGAAAGAGAGGAGGAGGUUUAGUAUGCUGGGCAUGAGGAAGUUUAUGGGUGAUUACCUCGAUGUCGGGGGAGGAAGCGCUCAGGGUGAGAUGCUGAGGAAUGCGGCGACUAUAUCGCCUGCUGAGCAGGUCCACUUCAGUGCUCGAUCAGAGCUACUUAUCUCCAAGCUUGGUCGAUCGAGUAAACUGAGCCCUCGGUUCCUUAUCGUCACGGACAAGGCGGUGUACUUUGUUGUUUCGCAAAACAAGGACGGCCGAGUCGUCACCUCUCUUGAGCGAAAGAUUCCUCUUGUCACCAUCAGGGCAAUCUCCUUGACCAACCUGCGAGACGACUUUGUCGCUCUCAAUGUCAACUCUUGCGAAGAGGGUGACCCUAUCUUUACUUGUCCCCUCAAGACUGAAAUGAUGUGCACCAUCUUGACCUUGACUGGAGGCAACAUGAACGUCAACAUUGGCCCGACUAUCGACUAUGCCAAAAAGAAGGAGAAGCGAGCCGUCAUCAAGGCUCAAAAGAACGAGGCUGUUACUGGAGAGGCUACUUACAAGAGUCACACCAUCCAGGUCGGUUCUGGUGAGCCCGCAACAAGCCGUUCAAACCCCAUGCCUCCUCGGAAACCCAAGGCUCCCAAAGCCUCGAGGACUCUCAACAAGCCUAGCCGAGUUGUUGGUGGUAACCGCCCUGCGGCGGUGACGCUUCCCGGUGCUACCAAACCCUCUGCACCUGCUGCUAUGGCCAGUAUGCCAUCUGCCGCCCCUGUUGCCAAGGCCGCCCCCAAAGCCCCUGCGGCCUUCGGUGGUGCUGCCCGUGCUCCUCCAGCCAUUCCUGGGCGAGGCGCCCCUCCCCCGCCUCCGCCACCUCCUGUCGCUGGCCCACCCAAGGAGAUGUACAAAGCCUUGUACAACUUUGCCGGGCAGGCUGGGGAGAUGAACUUGGUGAAGGGAGAAGAGGUCGAGGUCAAGGAGAAGGAUGAUAACGGAUGGUGGAUGAUUGCAAAGGAUGGGCAGGAGGGCUGGGCUCCUUCGAAUUAUUUGAAACUGAUCCCACGAGCUGCUCCCGCUCCCCCACCUCCUCCUCCUGCCAACAGGCCUCCCCCAUCUAUCCCGUCUGCAGCUAGUGCCGGCAACGGCUCUGCGGUCCCCUCAUGGAAAGCCAAGAACGCCGCCGUCUCCAACGACUCUUCUCCUGCCUCUUCCCGCCCGGCCUCAUCAGCAGCCAAGGUCCCUCCAGCCAUCAAGGCCAAACCGGCCAUUCCCGCCAAGCCGUCUAUACCCGCUAAACCCCAGUUUGGCGCCAAGCCUGCUCUCGGGGCGCCUGCUGCUGGUGGAAAGCCGCCCAUUCCCACGGCGCCAAAGUUCCAGCCGCAAGCUGCUUCCAAGCCGGGCAAGAUCAACCAGCCGGGUAAGACUUCGGGUCAAUUAGAUUUGGGUGCUGCUCUUCUGAAGCGUGCUCAAAGGCCCCCAGAGGAUGAUUAG
Molecule: messenger RNA, 3819 nt
Organism: Cryptococcus wingfieldii CBS 7118
Lineage: Eukaryota; Fungi; Basidiomycota; Tremellomycetes; Tremellales; Cryptococcaceae
Product: myosin-1
Exons: 17
Coding region: 1-3819 (1272 amino acids)
Biological process (GO): actin filament organization; vesicle transport along actin filament; endocytosis
Cellular component (GO): myosin complex; vesicle; plasma membrane
Molecular function (GO): ATP binding; actin filament binding; microfilament motor activity
Source: RefSeq, a predicted model, not a curated record